AGACGAUCACGAAUAUGACGACGGAGAGUUCUUCAGCUAAGAGAUGGCUUCCUCUUGAAGCGAACCCAGAGGUUAUGAAUCAGUUUCUUUGGGGUCUUGGUCUCGCACCAGAUGCAGCUGAGUGUAAUGAUGUGUUUGGAUUAGAUGACGAACUUCUCGAGAUGGUUCCAAAGCCUGUUCUUGCGGUUCUCUUCCUUUACCCCAUCACCAAAAAGAGUGAAGAAGAGAGGAUUGAGCAGGACAAGGAACUCAUGGAGAAGGUGCAUAGUGAUAAGGUUUAUUUCAUGAAACAAACCGUGGGUAAUGCUUGUGGAACCAUUGGACUUCUCCAUGCUAUUGGGAACAUUACUUCUGAAAUAAAGCUUUGUAAGUUUGUUAAUGUGUAUAUCUUUAAAUAUAAAUUCUUAAAGAUUAUCAACACUUUCUUGUUACUUUUUUUUAUAGCUGAGGGAUCUUUCUUGGAUAAUUUCUUCAAAUCCACUGCCAACAUGACUCCUAUGGAGCGUGCAAAGUUUCUUGAGAAUGACAGUCAAAUUGAAGAUGCUCAUUCUGUAGCAGUUACAGCUGGUGAAACACCGGCUACAGACGACGCAGACACGCAUUUCAUCUGUUUAGCUUGUGUUGAUGGUAAGAAACUCUCACUUCAACAAAUAAUCAGAAUACUGAUAUCAUCAAACUCUUCUCCAUAUUGGUAUUUGCUUAUUAUGCAGGUGAGCUCUAUGAACUUGACGGAAGGAAAGCAGGACCGAUUUCACAUGGAGCUUCCUCUCCGGCUACCCUCUUGAAGGAUUCGACAAAAGUGAUGAAGAAGUUUAUUGAGAAGAAUCCGGACACGCUCAACUUCAAUGUGAUAGCCAUCUCUAAGAGAACCUGAUGUUUUUCUUCUAGAAGCAAAGACCAGUAGUCUUGUUUAGAGUUUAUGACUUAAUUAUCCACGCUGAUUUUAUAUCUAGGUGGAUUAUGUUUUACUGCAUUCUGAAUCUUCUUUUUUUUUUUGGUUUCUGAAAAAUCUUAUAGAGUUUAUGAUCAUGGUUUUAAGAGUGCAUUGCUUGCCUUACCG
This is a messenger RNA of Eruca vesicaria subsp. sativa (arugula), 1060 nucleotides long. NCBI's taxonomy places the organism in Eukaryota, Viridiplantae, Streptophyta, Magnoliopsida, Brassicales, Brassicaceae. The record is from the annotation of a GenBank genome assembly.